Colletotrichum chrysophilum is the source of this 639-nucleotide messenger RNA. RefSeq lists its product as uncharacterized. NCBI's taxonomy places the organism in Eukaryota, Fungi, Ascomycota, Sordariomycetes, Glomerellales, Glomerellaceae. Bases 1 to 639 code for a protein of 212 amino acids. Gene Ontology annotation, cellular component: mitochondrion. Gene Ontology annotation, biological process: intracellular iron ion homeostasis; iron incorporation into metallo-sulfur cluster. Gene Ontology annotation, molecular function: ferroxidase activity; 2 iron, 2 sulfur cluster binding; ferric iron binding. The transcript is spliced from 2 exons. The record is from RefSeq and is a predicted model, not a curated record.
AUGGCCCGCAGCAGCAUCGCCAAGCUCUCCCGGGCGGCAUCCCGCUCCCUCCGCACCUCCACCACCUCCGUCCUCCCGCGCCGCUCCUCUGCCGCCCUCCUCAACGCCACAAAACCGGCUGCCACCGCCGGCCUUGUGGUUCCGGCCCGCAAGCUCUUCACCACCUCCGCCGUCGCGACCCGCGGCAUCAUGCCCGACACGGAUGACCCCAAGGUCCCUGAGACACCCAAGGAGGAGGUCAAGACGAGCGUCGUUGAGCUCUCUGACGCCGACUACCACGAGCUCGCCGACACCUACCUCGAGACCGUCCUCACCAAGCUCGAGGAGCUGCAGGACGCCCGCGAGGGUGUCGACGUUGAGUACGCGGCCGGCGUUCUUAACGUCACCUUCCCCGGCGCAGGAACCUACGUAAUCAACAAGCAGCCCCCCAACAAGCAGAUCUGGCUCUCCUCCCCCAUCUCCGGCCCCAAGCGCUACGACUGGGUCGUCGUCGGCGACUCCCAGAACGAGAAGGAGGGUACCGCCGCCGGCGCCUGGGUCUACGCCCGCGACGGCAGCACCCUCGACGACCUCUUCCUCAAGGAGCUCGACGUGGACCUUAGCAUAGCCCCGUCGACCUACGGCGAGGAUCAGUCCUAG